This is a messenger RNA of Boeremia exigua, 1629 nucleotides long. Its product is annotated as centromere kinetochore component CENP-T-domain-containing protein. The transcript has 3 exons. Gene Ontology annotation, biological process: resolution of meiotic recombination intermediates; replication fork processing. Bases 1 to 1629 code for a protein of 542 amino acids. Gene Ontology annotation, cellular component: FANCM-MHF complex; Fanconi anaemia nuclear complex. Gene Ontology annotation, molecular function: chromatin binding; protein heterodimerization activity. The record is from RefSeq and is a predicted model, not a curated record. NCBI's taxonomy places the organism in Eukaryota, Fungi, Ascomycota, Dothideomycetes, Pleosporales, Didymellaceae.
AUGGCAGAAUCCGCGCGCAAGAAGCAGCGCCUAUCGCCGGGGAUCGCUGCGACACCAGAUGCCACGGCGCACACCGAACCGGUCACUCCCUUUCGCCGCGCGAUCAGCGCUGGCCCCACCCCCGGCAGCCGGAAGACACCCACCUUCCGCACGCCGGGAACCGCGGCCCGGACACCUCGAGGAGGGCCAGCGACACGGCCGAUAUCAGCGCGCAGAGUGGCUCCAACGACGCCCCAUGCGAUCCGAGCAUUGCGAGAGCGAGCCAAUGCCGCCCGCACCCCAGGGAACAAUCGGCGCAGGAGCGGGCGGGUGCAGCGAGAGACGCCUCGAGACCUGCUGCGUAAUUUGAGCAGAGCCCUUGCGCGCGACAGCCACCCAGUCGAGCCAGAGCCCCAGACACUGCCGCGCCGCAGUCGACACUCGGCCCUCGACCUGCCCGACGUCGCCGACAGCCCCGAUGUGCUGCCCCGGCUCAGCAUGCCCCUGGAGGACAUGUACGACGACGACAGCUUCCACGAGCGGCCGCCGCGCCAGUCGCUGCUGCCGGACCUGCCCGACGACGUCGACGGCGCCACGGUCCAGUCGCUCGAGUUCGGGCGCCGGGCGCUCAGCGAGGAUCCGCGGUACGGCAGGAGAGUCAGCGAGCGGUUUGCCGACUUCAGCGAGCUCGGCGGGGUGAACGAGGAGUUUGAGAUUGAUGGAACGUUCAUCAACAGGCGGCGCACGGGCGCUUUCGAUCCCCUGCUCGACCAGACUAUUGUGGAGGAGGAGGAGGAUACAGUGCAGGCACUGACGGGGCGGCGCGAUGGGCCGUCUAGUGAUGCAGAUUUGGGGGUGUUCGGACGGGAUGACGAGGAGGAGCCGACGUUCAGAUUCCACAUCCCAGACCGGAUCCGGGCGCCUGUUGAAGAGGAGGUUUUGGAGGAGGCGGAGCUGGAUGAGGCGGAGCUGGAUGAGACUACUGCGCUGCCUGAUAUUGUAGGAGACGAGUCCGACAUCGCUGGGGAUGAGCCUGACAUCGCGGAGGGCGAGCCUGACAUCGCUGGAGAGGAUGUGGAAGUUGAGGACGAGGUUGACGAUCCCAACACAGUCGGCAUAACAGGCUGGGAGUCGGAUCCGGAGGACGACGAGCUCGCCGCCUACCGCGAAGAAGAGUCCGCUCUAGAUCGCAGCCUGGAUCUCCCAGAGGCCACGGAUUCAGUCCAGAAACGCAUGGGCAGGCGAAAGGAGCUGAAGCUGUCGCGCGUUGGCCUGGACUACCCGUCCUUCCCCGCCGCGCCGGUCAAGAAACUCGCACUCAGCUUCAUCAAGUCGCAGGGCGGCAAGGCGCAGCUCAACAAAGACGCGCUGGCCGCGCUCGUGCAGACCACGGACGACUUCUUCGAGCAGAUAGGCAUAGAUCUGGCGGCAUAUGCACAGCACGCCGGACGCAGAUCGAUCGAAGAGAGCGACGUCCUGGCGCUCAUGCGAAGGACCCGCAAAACCAGCAGCAACACGACGAGCUUCUCGCUCGCGCAGAAGAUGCUGCCCAGAGAGCUGCUGCAGCAGUUGAGAAUGGAGUCCCAGCCCAAGCUCAAGGGCCAGGGCCAGAAGCGGAAACGGCUGGCUACUGUACAGGAGGAGGGGUGA